GGUAGAGCCAGCUGGCAGUAGGGUGCGACACCGUGGAUGAAGGGGGAAAGUUAAGCCAUUGAUUUAAUAAAAUAAAAUAAAAAAACAUUCCUUUAAAAGAAUAAGAGGAAAAUCCGCGGGUAUACAUAUAAAAAAAGGAUAACUAGAUACAUUUAUAUUCUUAGGUAUCUAACUUUACGAGAAGCAAAUUGUCGCUAGCGUGUUGCUAGCUAGUGGUGGGUGGGACGUUCGGAACCUUUAAGCUAAGUUACUAGGCUAGCUCAAACUUCAUCCAUUCUGCUGUUCGGGACGGACGGCAAUUUACAUCCUUCUAGCUAACGAUACAACAUUAUUUUGAUAACAACCAUAUUUUCUUCAAGAUACGCGACUUGCUGGGUAGAUCAGGCACAAUGUUCAGUUGGAGCAACAAGAAUGGGAAGAAAAAAGACCCUGAAUUAUUUCAAACCGUUUCGGACGGGUUGCGGCGACUCUACCAGACCAAACUGUUUCCCCUGGAAGACACUUAUCGCUUCCACGAGUUUCACUCGCCUGCUUUAGAAGAUGCCGACUUCGACAACAAGCCCAUGGUACUCUUAGUUGGGCAGUACUCGACUGGGAAGACUACUUUUAUCCGACACCUAAUGGAACAAGACUUUCCUGGCAUGCGAAUAGGCCCAGAACCGACCACAGACUCUUUCAUAGCAGUAAUGCACGGCGACCAAGAAGGGGUGAUACCAGGCAAUGCACUGGUAGUUGACCCCAAGAAACCUUUCCGCAAACUCAACGCUUUUGGAAACGCAUUCCUUAACAGGUUCAUGUGCGCUCAGAUGUCCAACCCCGUGCUGGAGAGCAUCAGCAUCAUCGACACCCCAGGAAUCCUGUCUGGAGAGAAGCAGCGCAUCAGCAGAGGCUAUGAUUUUGCUGCUGUGCUGGAGUGGUUCGCCGAGAGAGUGGACCGCAUCAUCCUGCUCUUCGACGCCCACAAGCUGGACAUCUCGGACGAGUUCUCCGAGGUCAUCAAGGCCCUGAAGAAUCACGAGGACAAGAUGCGCGUGGUGCUGAACAAGGCCGACCAGAUCGGCACCCAGCAGCUGAUGAGGGUGUACGGCGCCCUCAUGUGGUCGCUGGGGAAGAUCAUCAACACGCCCGAGGUAGUGCGGGUCUACAUCGGCUCCUUCUGGGCCCAGCCGCUCCUGAUGCCCGACAACCGCAAGCUUUUCGAGGCGGAGGAGCAGGACCUGUUCCGGGACAUCCAGGGCCUGCCCCGCAACGCCGCCCUCCGCAAGCUCAACGACCUCAUCAAGCGCGCUCGACUGUCCAAGGUACAUGCCUACAUCAUCAGCUCUCUGAAGAAGGAAAUGCCCAGCGUGUUUGGGAAGGAGAACAAGAAGAAGGAGCUGAUUGCGAACUUGAAAGACAUCUACCUGAAGAUUGAGAAAGAGCACCAGAUUUCCCCUGGGGAUUUCCCUGAUCUGAAGAGGAUGCAGGAGGCCUUGGCGGAGCAGGACUUCACCAAAUUCCAGUCGAUGAAGCCGAAGCUGCUGGAGGCGGUGGAGGACAUGUUGGCCAACGACAUCGCCAAGCUGAUGGUCAUGGUCCGCCAGGAGGAGGCUGCCAUGCCCAGCCAGUCGGUCCACGGCGGAGCCUUCGAGGGCACCAUGAACGGCCCCUUCGGCCACGGCUACGGGGAGGGCGCGGGCGAGGGCAUCGACGAGCUGGAGUGGGUGGUGGGCCGCGACAAGCCCUCCUACGAUGAGAUCUUCUACACCCUCUCGCCCGUCAACGGCAAGGUGUCCGGCGCCAUGGCCAAGAAGGAGAUGGUGAAGUCCAAGCUCCCCAACACGGUGCUGGGAAAGAUCUGGAAGCUGGCCGACGUGGACAAGGACGGUUUCCUGGACGAUGACGAGUUCGCCCUGGCCAACCACUUGAUCAAGGUCAAGCUGGAAGGUCACGAGCUGCCCGGCGAGCUGCCUGGCCACUUGGUGCCCCCCUCCAAGCGGGGCCUGGAGUGAAGGCCGAGGCCUGAGAGGGGAGCGGAGGUGUCCGUGGCGGCUAGAGUAGUGGGGCGCUGGGAGAGUGGGGCUGGGGUUCUUAAUGGGGUGAAGAUUUCUGUAUUUGUGGGGAUGGGAGGUGGGGGGGGGUGCGGGAUGUUGCUGUGUAAGUGGGCUCGGAAAGAGUAUUUCAGGUCGAGCAGGGUAGGUAUGUGUCAACCAGGAUAAUAAAUUUGGAUGGAAAUAGACUUGCUUUGUGGGCAAAUGGAGCUUCUUGGUUCUGCUUUGGCACCGAUGCUUAGGAAUAUCAGUCUUACCCCUGUUUUCUUAACCCUGGUGUCAGUUGGCCCUGUGAUUUGGAUUGUUACAAGAUAGAAGGCCUUUGUAAGGGGGAAAACAUUUGGGGAGGGGG
This is a messenger RNA of Conger conger (European conger), 2382 nucleotides long. Its product is annotated as EH domain-containing protein 1-like. The record is from RefSeq and is a predicted model, not a curated record. Gene Ontology annotation, cellular component: cytoplasm; clathrin-coated pit; intracellular vesicle. Bases 390 to 1991 code for a protein of 533 amino acids. Lineage: Eukaryota; Metazoa; Chordata; Actinopteri; Anguilliformes; Congridae. The transcript has 5 exons. Gene Ontology annotation, molecular function: GTP binding; protein binding; molecular adaptor activity. Gene Ontology annotation, biological process: endosomal transport; clathrin-dependent synaptic vesicle endocytosis.